This is a messenger RNA of Gongylonema pulchrum, 225 nucleotides long. Lineage: Eukaryota; Metazoa; Nematoda; Chromadorea; Rhabditida; Gongylonematidae. The record is from the annotation of a GenBank genome assembly.
AUGGUUGUUGCGGCACGGAGGCUCGCAAGGAAGCGUUUAUUCGAUGUGGAUGAAGUUAUGAGCGGUCUCGACUGGUCUGACGGUAACUUGCGACUGGUGAAUGUGCAAGGUGACCGAGUGCUGGGAUCGGAGGUGGCAGUGCGCGAUCGCAGUGUCGAUAUCCCUGUGAAACAGUGGUUAUAUGUGUUCAAUUCGUUAUUCACUCCAAAUUACCAUCAUAUAUAA